This is a messenger RNA of Platichthys flesus (European flounder), 4775 nucleotides long. It is a transcript of the gene tfr1b, whose product is annotated as transferrin receptor 1b. The record is from RefSeq and is a predicted model, not a curated record. NCBI's taxonomy places the organism in Eukaryota, Metazoa, Chordata, Actinopteri, Pleuronectiformes, Pleuronectidae. The transcript is spliced from 18 exons. Gene Ontology annotation, biological process: intracellular iron ion homeostasis; iron ion transport. Bases 95 to 2407 code for a protein of 770 amino acids. Gene Ontology annotation, cellular component: external side of plasma membrane.
UCCUCCACAUGUGCCGUUCCUCAUUUGCCGCUCAAACAGCCUCAUCGAGUCGCUCUGCCACUUUCUGUCUUUAGGAACGGAAACAGCAGCAGCGAUGGAUCGAGUGAGGUCCACCUUCAACAACCUGAUUAAAAGCGAGCGCUACAGCAGGUUCACCCUGCAGCCGGCGGAGGACGGAGAAAGACACGUUGAGGUGAAACUGUCCGACGGCGAUGCAGAUGACACCAUGGAGGUCACCACGGAGGUCCAGGGCCAGGACGGCGGCUCCCCGAGCUUUAGGCCGGCACCACCACGUCAGAGCCGGCGUCAUAUUUACUUCAUGGCCCUGGGGACCCUGCUGAUAUUUGUAACUGGUUACCUGGUUGGUUACAUCAGCUACCGUAAAGUGGAGCCACUGAACACAGAGCCAGGGACCACAGGAAGUCCAGUGCCAGCGACCCCGCCCCAGUUUGUACCGGUGAUACCGCCCCGUUUUGUACCAGCUCCAGAUUUGCCGCUGCAGUGGAAGGACAUCGCCCGACUUCUGACGCAGAAACUCAGCAGCCAGGCCUUCGACAAGAGUCUGAGGGACUUUGAUCUGCCCAGACGUUCGGCAGGAAGUGUGGAUGAUGCAGCUCUGGCGAUCCGCAUCUCUGAGGAAUUCGAGCAGCUGAAAAUGGUCCCGUGGACGGACGUCCACUACGUCCAGCUGCAGACACCGGACAGCACACGUCCAAACCGUGUCCUCUUUGGGUCGGAUGUCUUCGAACCUGCCGGGUAUCUGGCCUACAGCAAGACAGGGACAGUUCAGGGUAAACUGGUUUAUGGAAACUACGGUCGUCAGGAGGACCUUGAAGUUCUGCAGAAGAAGAGCAUUGAGCUGAAAGGCAGCGUCCUGCUGCUCCGCAAAGGAAAGAUCUCGUUUGCAGAACAGGUGGAUAAUGCUGAAAGAAAAGGAGCCGCUGCUGUUCUGAUCUACCCCGACUCUCAAGAUUACAAUUAUCAAGCGGACACAGAUCUAUAUGGACACGUCCACCUGGGUUCAGGCGACCCGUACACGCCGGGAUUCCCCUCCUUCAACCACACCCAGUUCCCCCCGACUCAGUCGUCUGGCCUCCCCAAGAUCCCAGCCCAGACCAUCACCGCCAACAUGUCCACUAGGCUUCUCCAGAAUAUCGGUGGCCCUGAGGCGGAUGCGAGCAGCGGUUUCAAAGGCGGCUUCGGCUCUGUGUCUUACCGACUGGGAGGCAUCGAGGACGUCACCGUGGAAGUGAACAACGUGCUGGUCAACACGAAGAUCCGCAACGUGUUCGGAGUCAUCAAAGGAUUCAUCGAUCCUGAUCGCUACGUGGUCCUGGGAGCUCAGAGAGACGCCUGGGGUAGCGGCUACGCCCGAGCCGCUGUCGGCACGUCUGUACUGAUGGAGCUGGCCAAGGCGGUGAAAGAGAUGGUGAAAAACGAAAGAUUCAGGCCGAGGAGAAGCAUCGUGUUUGCGAGUUGGAGCGCUGGAGAGUACGGAAAUGUGGGUGCCACCGAGUGGUUGGAGGCUUAUAUGUCCUCCAUUGACAAAAGUGUUUUCACCUACAUUAGCCUGGAUGGAAUAGUGAUGGGUCGAGGCAGCUUCACGGCCUCAGCUAGUCCCCUGCUCCACAGCCUCAUUGAGGACACGAUGAAAAGGGUGAAGAGUCCAAGCAGCUCUGGAACCGUCUACGACAUGAUGGGACAAAGCAACUGGGAGGAAAACACACUGAAGCCGCUGUCAGUGGACGACCCCGCCUACACCUUCGUGGCUUUCUCUGGAGUUCCUGCUGUGUCUUUCCACUUCAUCUCUCCCAAUACCGAGUCCUACUCUUACUACGGCACCAACCUGGACAACAUGGAUCACCUCAACUACCAGACCAACCACCGCACCAGUGAGAUGGCGGCGGCGGCGGCCCAGUUCGCCGGCCUCAUGGCCUUGCGACUGGUCCACGACCACCUGCUCAGUCUGGACGUGACCCGAUACACCGACGUGGUCGAUACGGCUUCGAUUCAGGUCUACAAACGCAUCAACCAGCUCGUACAGUCCGGUCAGCUGAAGGGCGUGAGCACCACCUGGCUGAGCAGCGCACGAGGCUCCCUGAACAGGGCCGCAGCGAGCAUCAGCAGGACCAUCGCCAACAGUGACCUAGAAAACCAGAAGAGCUGCCGGACCAUCAACGACAGGAUCAUGAGGGUCGAGCGAAACCUCCUCUCUCCGUACACGUCGCCCACUGAGACUCCCUUCCGCCACCUCCUGCUGGGCCGCGGCCCCCACACGCUGGCGUCCCUCGCCGAGGCCACGGACAUGAAGCAGCUCCGCGUCCAGCUGGCCCUGGCCACCUGGAACCUGCAGGGGUGUGCUCACGCCAUGGUGAAUGACAUCUGGGAGAUCCAUGACACGAUCUGAAGAGGAGGGUGCGGAGAUGCAAGUGUGGGUGCGUGUGUGACUGUGUGUGGUUGAAAUGAACUUUCAGGUAGAGCGGAGGAAGGAGCUCCAGUAUCAGCACAUCGAGCUCAGGCUGUCAAUCUGAGGUCCUGCUCUUUAAAUACAUGCUUAUAUUUAAUGAGGGGAAAGAUUAUCGACGAGGAGAUGGAAGUUUUUAAAAAGUACCCAAAAAAAAAAGUACUCUGUACUUCUGAAAACCCCCCCAAUCACAUCGCACUUGUACGAGCAUUUUAGCAGUGACCUGUAAACACGGAGAAAUCUCAUUUAUACUUUAGUUUUAUUUAUCAGUGGCAGUGCCCACUAUAAAGUUAUCGUUUGUCUUUUUAUACGACGUUAUCGGAAGCAGUGCCUUCCAUAAUUAUGACGGUUAUACUGUCGGAUUCUACGGCAGCAUCUGCUACACCAACGACUCCUCGGCUGUUGCUGACAAAGUGGAGCCCCGGGUAAAGUUCGGCUUUUUCUUUUUUGGCCUUUGUUUCUUUUCUCCAAGAGAGUGUGCACCAUUGAUAUAGUAGUUUUAUAAAAUUACAUCUAUGGCGCUUUGCUCUGUCAUCAAAACAACUUUAAAAAGAGAGAAACUAAGGCCAGAUAUAAGGACAUAUUUAUUUAUAUGAAACAAGCCCGUAGACGAAAUAUGCUUUUCUCUCGAGCCUCGUUUAGCGGAACUUUUUGCGAGGAAGCCAUUUAUGUUGACUUUAGAGCACUUAAUAUCGUGACGUUAUCGGGAGCAGUGCCUUCCAUAAUUUAUUCCCAUUAUCGGAAGCAGGGUCUUCCAUAAUGACAAGCAGUGAUGGUAGUUUUUGUCUACCAGUGUGUGUGUGUGUGUUUGACAGUACAUGUGUAUUUAUCGGGAGCAGCGUCUCUCAUAUUUCACUUCAAGGGUGGAACAACUUGUCGGGGACAGUGUUUCCCAGAGUUUUAUUUUUUACAUAUUUAUUUGUUUUUAUUUUUGGUGUGUGUGUGUUUUUUUUGUGACGCAGUCCCCCUGACCUCCAGAGUGCACAUGCUUCUGAUUUCUUUAUUUGCUUGUGCUUUAAUUUCUGAUGCAUACUAUGAUCUUAACACAACAGAACCUGAUGUGCCCCAUAAUGACAGGAUUCAAAUUACACAGGGAGCUGGAAUUAUUUACUGCUCUGUGAUGUAACUGAUAUAUGCCAGUCAGGACAAAGCCACAAGCCUCCACAUGGGGGCACUGACGAGCUGAAAAGUGGGAGGAAAAGAUUCUUGGCUAUGAAGUUAAGACAAAUAUUAAACUUCUCUUAGCCAUAAUUUAAUCCAGUGAAUCCAAAAGCGAAUUUAGCCUAAUUUAAAUGGCACCAGACAUGAAAUCAAACCAAUCAAAGCUCAAGUUAAGGCCCAGGAGAGAAGAAUACCAGUGUCUUGCUCCACUGAUAGAAGGAGGAAGCAUCACACCACCUCCCUGUUAAAGUAAGGAAAGCACCAUGAAUGGGGCUUCAGACUUUUGUUAUGUUUUGCAAUCAAGCAGCUCAGUACACACACAGUAGAAUAGUAUAGCGUAUAAUAUGAUAUAUCAUGGUACUAUAGCAAAGUAUAGUCUGCAACAUACCUGCUCUGUCAGUCUAGUUCUCUCGCUUUGUGUUUGUGACUUUAAAAUGACCACAGAUAAAACAUAACUGUCUCUGCAUGUGUUUUUUAAUCCAUUCUUCCACUUAACCUGCAUGUUACUGGGUUUCUUUACUGAGGUGAAGCUCAACCGACAUGAACCAAAUUACAAACCUGACAAAACCUUCCUUCAAAUUAAAGUUCAACCAACUCGUUCUGUUUCUACUGAUACACACAGUAUGGGGCUGUUGUUACUCUAUUAACACUUUCUUUCUAUAAAGGUUGGACAAUCAGUGUUUUCCCUGGAAUAAAAAGAAAUAGAACAUUAUCUAUAACUGAUAUUCCAAAUAAGUGGAGCUUUUAGAUGAAUAGAAGUGUAAAUCCCUAAAUAUGUACUACAUUUAAAAUCUGCUUUAUUUAGUUACACUCACCCAACAAGGUCCCUGUGCUGCAUUAUUCAGAUGAUUUGAUCAGCCUCUGCUGUUUUCUCACGUCAGUUCUGUUCAGCUUGUCACUGUUUUCCUUUGGGACUUUGGUUACAACAAUCAGAAAGAAAAUGUUCAGAAACUGGAUUUCACUAAAAGUUAAACAGUAUCUGAACCUUUUCAGUUCCUGCACUUAAACCAUUUUGCAAUAAUGUUUCUUUGAUUCACUCAUUCUGCAGAAAAUAGAAAUAAAUCCUCCUGCUAAGCAUCAUGUGCAUGUGUCUCAGUUCAGUGUUCUGCUUCCUGUGGCCUGCCUUUCAAAUUAAAUGCACCAUUUUCAC